UAUCAGCCCACGUCGGCCCAGCAUCUUCCCCAGGCCCGCCUCUCGCGCGUCGCCAUUCCCUCCCCUUCUUCCUCCGUGCCGCCGGUCGCAACCUAACCCGACCGACCCCAUGGCCGCCGCCGCCGCCAUCGCCGCGACGCUUCUCCGCCGCUCCGCCUCCUCCUCCUCCCACCGCCGCCUCCUCCUCCUCCCCCUCCUCUCGCACCUCCGCCGCUCUUCACCCCAACCCCCGUCCCCAUGGCUUCUACCGCAGAAUCGCUUCUUCUCCGCCGACACAGCCGGUGAUCCCAACCAGAAACCGCAACCUCUGGACCCGAAGCAGCUAUGGCGCGAGCUAUUCGCCUCGGAGGCCUCCUCCGGCUCCUCCCGCCUCCCUAAGGCCACGUGGGACGCCGUGGUGGCCCUCGUCCGCGGCUUCGCCAAAAACCCGGCCAUGUCCGACCAGGCGCUCGCGCUCUACGUCCCCGCCUCCGCCUUCCCCACCUACGUCCGCCGCUUCCGCGAGUUCCUCCUCCCGCGCCUUCCCCGAGAGUCCGCGGCGCAUCUCCUAUCCCUCCCGGCCGAGGACGCGCACGCGCUCCUCCUCCCGGCCUUUGCCGAGUUCUGCGUCUCCAACUUCGCGGAGGAGCUGAGACAGCACAAGUCGGUCAUGGCCGCGGCCGACCUCACGGUGCCGCACACCUGGUACCCCUUCGCGCGCGCCAUGCGCCGGCGGGUGGUGUACCACUGUGGCCCCACGAACAGCGGCAAGACGCAUAACGCGCUCACUCGCUUCGCUGCCGCCAAGUCUGGGGUCUACUGCAGCCCGCUUCGGCUCCUCGCCAUGGAGGUCUUCGAUAAGGUCAAUGCCCUUGGUGUCUACUGCAGCCUCCGCACCGGCCAGGAGGUUAAGGAAGUGCCUUUCGCCAACCAUGUGGCCUGUACUAUUGAAAUGUUGUCCACGGAGGAGCUCUACGAAGUCGCUGUGGUUGAUGAGAUACAGAUGAUGGCUGACCCUGUCAGGGGCUUUGCGUGGACACGCGCUGUGCUUGGGCUCAAGGCAGAUGAGAUACAUCUUUGCGGUGACCCUAGUGUGCUCAAGAUUGUCCGGAAGAUUUGUGCCGAUACUGGAGAUGAUUUGGAGGUGCAUCAGUAUGAGCGGUUCAAGCCGCUUGUUGUUGAGGCAAAGACACUUCUUGGGGACCUCAAGAAUGUCCGCUCUGGUGACUGUGUUGUUGCUUUCUCACGCAGGGAGAUAUUCGAGGUGAAGCUGGCAAUUGAGAAGUUUACAAAGCACAAGUGUUGCGUUAUUUAUGGAGCUCUGCCUCCAGAGACACGGCGACAGCAAGCAAAGCUGUUCAAUGAGCAGGAUAAUGAGUAUGAUGUGCUUGUAGCCAGUGAUGCGGUCGGUAUGGGGCUGAACCUUAACAUUAGGAGGGUUGUGUUCUAUAGCUUGGCGAAGUAUAAUGGGGACAGAAUGGUUCCAGUUGCUGCUUCGCAGGUAAAGCAGAUUGCUGGACGUGCUGGUCGGAGGGGCAGUGUUUAUCCAGAUGGGCUCACAACCACUUUCUUGAAGGACGAUUUGGAUUAUUUGAUCCAGUGCCUGCAGCAGCAGUUUGAGGAGGCACAGAGAGUUGGCCUUUUUCCUUGCUUUGAGCAAGUGGAAAUGUUUGCCAGCCAGUUCCCUGACCUUAGUUUCAAUGAGCUAUUGGAUAAAUUCCGUGAAAAUUGCCGUGUUGAUAAAACAUACUUCAUGUGUCAGCAGGAUAGUAUCAAGAAGGUUGCUAAUAUGCUUGAGAGGGUCCAGGGGCUAUCCCUCAAGGAUCGCUACAAUUUUUGUUUUGCACCAGUAAAUAUAAGGGAUCCAAAAGCCAUGUACCAUCUUCUAAGAUUUGCUACUCACUAUAGCCAAAGCCGUCGUGUUAGCAUUGCAAUGGGAGUGCCAAGGGGUUCUGCAAGAAAUGACACUGAGCUGCUGGACCUUGAGACAAAGCACCAGGUCCUAUCAAUGUAUUUGUGGCUGUCACACCAUUUUGAGGAAGAUAACUUUCCUCAUGUGCAGAAGGCUGAGGAAAUGGCAAUAAACAUUGCUGAUUUACUUGGCAAGUCACUUGCCAAAGCCUGCUGGAAGCCUGAAUCAAGACAACAAGUGAGGCAGCGACGAGAAAAAGAAGACGGGGAUGAGAGCAAUAAGGAACAGGCAUCAGAUGACAGUGCAAAGGAUGUUUCUGAAGGUGGUUAUGAACGGCCAAGGUCACUUGCUAAAACAUUUGUAAGGAAACGGCAGGACAGACCCAACGUGAAUUCUCCUUCCUUAAACUUUGCAGCAUGAAACUCUUUUGGGGCGAUCAACCUAAUUGGAUGCUACAAAAGACCCUGUUGAGCCAAGUUUGGACAGCUUGUUCAACCCCAAGCUUAACUAUGGCAUGCCACAGCUAUUCUCUCAGUUUUGACAUAAGUUAGUUUUGUCCAGAUUUGGUAUCCUGAAAAUGACACUGAAGCCUGGAAGGUGUGCUGCAACAUUUGCAUCAACAGACCCCUAUUUCAAUGGCACCACUGGAGAUUUAUGGUGAUUUGCUGUUGUGCAAUAUAGUAGGUUGCACGGCAAGGAGCAACCUGACGAGGGUCAAGAAGUUAACCACAAUUAAAAAAAUAGCUAUUUUGCGAUAUGCCACAUUAGAUUGCGGUGAUAGGUACCUAGGUAUAUGAUAAAGUUUUCAUUGAUUAUUAUCCAGGACGUUUUAGGUUAUUUAGUGACCCUCGACCUUCUGAUCCUGUAAUGUUUGGAGAGGACAGUAAUCAUAUGUGGCACUUGCAACAUUUCCACUUGGCGCGCCUUUUUGGAUUUUAGAUGCUAAAUAGACACGGUUUUUGUAGCUUUCGUUCCAGGUGAUUGCUGAAAUCAAUGAAACCAACGGCUUCGAUGGGGAUGCAGCAUAGUUCCAGGUACAUAACGAUCUAUUUUAUUGUUUGUAAAUGACUUGUGUUAGGAUGAACGCAUAUGACAGUUCAUUCAGGCCUACAAGAAAUGAGUUACGACCGAGGGGUUCAACUAUUUUA
Molecule: messenger RNA, 3039 nt
Organism: Phragmites australis (common reed)
Lineage: Eukaryota; Viridiplantae; Streptophyta; Magnoliopsida; Poales; Poaceae
Product: ATP-dependent RNA helicase SUV3L, mitochondrial
Exons: 2
Coding region: 110-2311 (733 amino acids)
Biological process (GO): RNA catabolic process; mitochondrial RNA 3'-end processing
Cellular component (GO): mitochondrial degradosome
Molecular function (GO): hydrolase activity, acting on acid anhydrides; RNA helicase activity; ATP binding
Source: RefSeq, a predicted model, not a curated record